Molecule: messenger RNA, 1579 nt
Organism: Pimephales promelas (fathead minnow)
Lineage: Eukaryota; Metazoa; Chordata; Actinopteri; Cypriniformes; Leuciscidae
Gene: lrmda
Product: leucine rich melanocyte differentiation associated
Biological process (GO): melanocyte differentiation
Molecular function (GO): protein binding
Source: RefSeq, a predicted model, not a curated record
CCGUCUGAGAUCAGCUGACACGAGCACGCGGAAGAAGUAAAGCUUCAUACGGAGCGUAGAUUCAAAGUUUACUUUGGAAAUAUAAAGGAAACUUUCCAGUCUUAUGAGCAUAAAAACCAUUGUGUUAGUCCUCGUUAGAAGCUUCUUUCUUUAUGAACUGUCAUUUGACUGAAAUGGCAUACAACGAGUCAAUGGUUGUAGUGAAUGGAAGUCAGGUGUCCUGCAUUGGGCUUGAUUGGGAAGUCAUUCCUGAUUUUCUUGGGGCAAAAUAUGGAGAAUUGGCAAGAAGAUUAGACCUCAGCUUCAACCAACUGAGGUCACUGACAGGCCUGAAAGCGUUCAGCCAACUGGAAGAGCUGAUUGUGGACAACAAUCUUCUCGGAAAUGACCUCCGGUUGCCCAGGUUACCACGGCUCCAUACCCUAACGCUCAAUAAGAACCAAUUCACCGACAUCGAGGCCCUGCUGGAGCAUUUGGUGGAAGUGACGCCAGCCCUGGAAUACCUGAGCCUUUUGGGAAAUGAGGCCUGUCCCAACCAGCUGGUCAGCAUGGAUAAAGAUGAAGACGACUAUCAGAGAUACAGGUACUUUGUACUACAUAAGCUGACAAAUCUGAAGUUCCUGGACACCAGGAGAGUGACCCAGUGGGAGCGGUCAGAGGCCGAAGCACGUGGAGCUUUCAUGAAGGUGGUCAAGCCGAAAAAUGACCAAGACGCUGCCAGUGAUCUGAGGCCCGAAUCCGCAACACCGUACACCCCGCUGCCACGAGGAUCCAGAGAUGCCCGAAACCACAAAGGAGUUUUCACCAAGUGCCGUUAUGUCUACUACGGGAAGCACUCAGAGGGCAAUCGAUUCAUCCGCAAUGACCAGCUUUGACUGACAGGUGGGUCAGUGGAUAGACACGCGAGGGGGUUUUACAAAGAUAUCCUGCGCAUAUUAUUAUAAAUAUACAUGUUGCCACACACAUUUUAAGCAGCCAAACACAGCCCUCUAGUGCCGUCUGCUGAGUGUGCCUUCCCUGCCACCUCCCAUCGCUCUCGCUCCGUCUGAGCAGUGCCAUCCAGAUUGACAUGAUUGCCUUUAAGCAGCCCCGCUAUGCUGCGGUGACAGACACACACGCGGCUGAGUGCUCGUCCUGACAGCCGCGGCUCUAUGAUGGAUUGCCUGGUCCAACUGCUGCUCUCCCCAGGUCAAAGGUCCCACCUGAGGCUUCAGGCUGCCCACACGGAAGCCCAGGAUGAGCUCCUCUCAAAGUCAAAGCUAAAGUUACAGAGAAACAUCGGGGAGAAAGUGUCUCUUAUUGAUGUUUUACACUUUAAUCUGUCAUUAAAAGUAAAGCUCAUUUCAUGGUUUUGUAACCAUGUCAUUUUCCGUACAUUACUGUAGGCGUAAUGUCACUUUGAGUCAUUGGAUUCUUUUGUUCCCCCAAUUAAGAGCAAAAAUAAAAAAGGCUAAUGAAUUUAAAGAUAAAAAUUCAAAAUCAAAGAUAAAAUUUUGUUUAAAUUUAUUAGCCUUUUUAAGCUUUAAAAAUAAAAGGCAUGAUCAAGGGUUUAAUAACAUAUUUCCUGUUUAUAUAUAUA